GGGAGCAACCAUGUGUUUGAACAGCGGGUACUCGUGCAACUGCCUGGCCGACGGCGGCCCUUGCGAGCCCUGCAGAAUAACCAAAGAUGCCGGGGACGCGGAGGGACACCAGCCCUUGCCCGGCGCCAUCAGUUCAGAGUCUCUGAACGAGCUUGAACACCCAGAGAAGACGUCCAGCCCUCCCUCCAAAGAACGGGACAGAAACUGGGGAUGGAUCCUCUCCGGGGUCAUUUUCAUCAACAUCCUGAUGCUCGGGAUCGCGCUCGUCAGCGGCAGCGCCUACAGCCAUGUGGACAUCAGUAUGUCUGAGCUACAGGUCUUCCUGGUAGUCAUCAUCAUCCUAACCUGCAUCUGGAUGGUUUACUACAUCAUCUUCACGGCUAGGAUCGAAAACGCCGUGGCUUACAGGGACGGACAUGCCGGCCCCAUCUGGCUUAGGGGAGGAAUGGUGUUGUUCGGACUGCUCAGCAUCAUCAUGGACAUUUUCAAGAUCGCGAGCUAUGUGGGCUACCUUCACUGCGAGUCGGCCAUCCACGUCAUUUUCCCCGGAGUGCAACUUGUUUUCAUUGUCGUGCAGACUUAUUUCAUGUGGGUCCACGCCAAGGACUGUGUCCAGCUCCAAAGAAACCUUACGCGCUGUGGUCUGAUGCUUUCCCUCUCCGUUAAUCUGGUCUUGUGGAUGGCAGCCGUCACGGACGAGUCCCUUCACCAAACGGCUCACCCGGAAGAACAUCAUGACAACGACACGCACAACGCGGAGGACGAUCACGCCAACGACACGCAUAAACUCUUCGGACGCAGCCUGUACAUCAGCAAAGCCAGUUUCGGCGAGGACGAGUGCGAAUGCAGCCAUAGUUCGUGCAGCCUUUUCCAAGGCGCCUACUUCUACUUGUACCCGUUCAACAUCGAGUACAGUCUCUUCGCCUCGGCCAUGGCCUACGUCAUGUGGAAAAACGUCGGCCGACUCACGCACAACCCCCACAACCACAGUCACGCCCACAAAUUCCACCUGAAGGACGCGUUGGUCGGCCCUUUGGUGGGAGUCCUUCUGGUCUUCGUGGGUUUGGCAACUUUCAUCGUGUAUGAGAUGGACAUGAAGAAGGCUGACAAUGACGAGAAGCGGGAUCACGCCCUCAUGAUCCACUUCGUCACCAAUAUAGUCAUUAUUUCCCUCAUGCUGGUGGCGACCCUCGUCGGCGCGACCGUCUACAAGCUGGACCGCAGGGAGCACGAUUCUGAAAAGAACCCCACACGCAGCCUGGAUGUAGGCCUCCUGGUGGGAGCCUCAAUGGGCCAGUUCAUUAUUAGCUACUUCACCAUAGUCGCCAUGGUGGCGCUCGGAGCCCCGGGCCUCCUGAACAGACUGAACCUGACCUUGGCUCUCCUGAUGGUGAUCCAGAUCGGCCUGCAGAACUUCUUUAUCGUCGAGGGUCUUCACAGGGAGCCUUUCCACGAGGAAGAGCACCACGAGCCCAUCCAUGUGGUGGCGAACCACCACAUCAUGGGGCUCCCUGGCAAAGAUCUGAGUGGCCUGGAAGGAUCGGAGAUAAGCUUCAAGCCCAGCCCGGGGCCGGGAGUGAGCCCAUUUGGCCACAUGCCACACUACCGACACAAGCUGUCGUGGAAGAGGCGAGUGCUGAAGGAGGUCUCCGUCUUCCUGAUGCUGGCCAACAUCAUUCUGUGGAUCAUGCCAGCAUUCGGUGCUCGUCCUCAAUUUGACCACCCCGCCCAGGCUGAUUUUUACGAUUUCAACAUGUGGGCCGCCAUCGUGAACGUCGGCCUCCCAUUCGCCAUCUUUUACCGCAUGCACUCCGUGGCCAGCCUCUUAGAAGUGUUUGUUAACUCUUAAGACAGGGGUAGGCAACCCAAAAUGGUGAAAGAGCCAUAUUGAACCAAAAAUACAAAAACAAAUCUGUCUGGAGCCGCAAAAAAAAUAAAAGCCAUGUUACAUACAGGUAGUGUGUCAUGAGAUAUAAAUUGAAUUAAGAGGACUUAAAGGAAACUAAAUGAGCUCAAAUAUAGCUACAAAUGAGGCAUAAUGAUGCAAUAUGUACAUAUAGCUAGCCUAAAUAGCAUGUUAGCAUCGAUUAGCUCGCAGUCAUGCAGUGACCAAAUAUGUCCGAUUAGCACUCCACACAAGUCAAUAACAUCAACAAAACUCACCUUUCAUGCACAACCUUAAAAGUUUGGUGGACAAAAUGAGACGGAAAAAGAAGUGGCAUAAAACACGUCCUAGAAAGUCGGAGAAAGUUAUACAUGUGAACAAACUACGGUGAGUUCAAGGACCGCCAAAAUUAGUAGGACAAAACGGCGCUCGCCAAAUACUCGAAUCAGUGAAGCAUGUUUAAUAUAAACAGUGUGCUUUAUAACAAUUAGGGAGGUUUGUGUCAUGUUUGUCCUCCCACAGGAACCAUAUUAAAACAAAAAAUAUAUUUUUUUCCCCCCCAUUGUUCAUACAUUUUUGAAAAAGCUCCAGAGAGCCACUAGGGCGGCGCUAGAGCCGCAGGUUGCCGACCCCUGUCUUAAGAGGACAACAAUUCCUUUAAUUUAUGAAAUCUUUUUUUAAAUAUAUUAUCCUAUUCAGGGUCACAAGUAAGCUGGAGCCUAUCCCAGCUGACUUGGACAAAAACAUGGACUGAUAUCACAAGGCUGACAUAAGUUGAUAAACCAUCACACUCACUGGACCAUUUUUUUAGUGUUCAGUUGUGAUAUCAUAAGUGAAGUAAGUGGGGGGAAAAAAGCCCACUCAAGUGCUACAAAACAUUCAAACACCAUUCUGUGCUGUGUAAGGCGGACACACAAUUGUACUGCCCCACCCAAUUGGUUAUAUCGUAUUAACGUGAAAUGUGAAUGUAUUGAUAUUUUCCAAAAACUAAAAUGUCUUGUAAAGUUGUGACUGAUGUUAUUCUUCAAUGUUUUUUUUAUGAAAUAAUAUGCUGAUUCUUAUACCUUGUAAAUGUUUUUAUCAUUUUCACAUGCUGAUGAAGAUAGAUGCAUUUAAUUUGCACUGUUUGUAUUUUUCAGCUUGUGUAUGUACAGAAUAAACACAAAAAAGUAAU
Molecule: messenger RNA, 3059 nt
Organism: Nerophis lumbriciformis (worm pipefish)
Lineage: Eukaryota; Metazoa; Chordata; Actinopteri; Syngnathiformes; Syngnathidae
Product: proton channel OTOP2-like
Biological process (GO): proton transmembrane transport
Cellular component (GO): membrane
Molecular function (GO): proton channel activity
Source: RefSeq, a predicted model, not a curated record